AUGUCCAAUGACAUACAGAAGGCCGACCAAAUAGCACACAGAUUCUACACAAAGCUUUGUCUCGUCGUCUCAAGUGCUAGGGCCACUUCUGAGCUAAAGUCUCAAUCAAAGGUCGAUAAAUGGUUCAACCUUGAAACCCCGGACUCUGACCUCUUCAGAGAUCAUCUGCGUAGAUACAAAGCAGUAUCUACUACACCUGCGCCACCCCCGUUCGAACUUCAGGUCCUACUCUCCGUCCCGGAUCUUAUCACUAAUCAAGUCUUGGUUCACCUUGCACAUGACUCCUCUCGCUCUCGUGUCGACCCAGCGCACAGGCACAUCGUACUCGAGAAUUGGUUGCUUAACUUUGUUCCAGAACCUCGUGGCGACAGUGACUCCGACAGUGUGGCACCAUCCACCAUUUACAAGCACGGAAUACCUCUUUUCCGGAGUAUCUACAGUUUACUUCGUAUCCUUCCCUCCUGGAAGCUUUACAAGAAGCUUAGGAGGCGCACGAGUAAUGCAUACCGGAACGGCAACCUAAGUAUCCAUUUGCGCGUCAAGGGCCUCGACGAUGGCGUUAGCGUGACUGACAUCCUCGAUUUCGACACACCCCCUGCACCCAAUGCACCACCACUACAGCAUCAGACACAUCUCUUCCCUGCCAUUCCACACCCUUCAGGUACACUUUCCCUUGCCAUCACCUACCUCUCUUCUCCGAACUUCCAGCUCGACGAACUUGAGUCUCUCCUCUCCUCUCGCUUCCUCUCUCUAGAUGAAGGACCGGAGUUCACCCCUACCCUUGCAAAGAAUCAGCAGCGUGAUUCCUUGACAGCCCUUCCAGGUAGUCUACCAUUGCGUUCAUCUCUUCCAAAGUCGCCGCCGUCCUCGAUCGCAGAUCGUUUUGUUCUCCCUGCCCCAAAUACUCACUCGCGUACAAACUCCAUGCCAGUCGGUCAGAGUCCUCGCUUGGGCGCUUUCCCCAUGAGUCGUACUUCAACCGGUGCCGGUAUCAAUGCAGGAUCAACAUCUGCCCUCUCGAUCGCGUCCUCGCGUCAAGAUUCGAGUACAGCUUGGUCCAAGGAAGAUACAGGACCUUUUUCGGGUGUUUCCGCUGCUGCACGCAUCAGAUUGGAGAGUAUGGGAGGAAAGAGUAGUAGUGCUGACCUUCCCUCUGCCCCAGGGCCACUUCCGAUUCGAAGACCAGGCAUUAACCCGGUCCAUCCAUUCAAGACAUCCACACUGUCAUCAGGCUCUCCAUCCCUCCACUCACCUUCCCCUUCUCUGCGUCAGCCGUCGCCACUCGCCGCAGGCAAUCCAUCACUGCCUUCUCGCCCGGUACCACCGUCACCUAACUCCUCUCGCGUUGUUCCACACUCUUCGAUUGGAUUUGGCAGGCAAUCACCAAGUAGCAUCGGAGGCCGGUCAGAAGGCGAGGAUACAUCUCCGAAGAUUCCAACGAGGAAGCGUUAUUCCAGCAGUUUUGGUCAUCGCUACGCUGCAGCCGGAGGUGGGGGGAGCGUUGGAAGUACAGGAAGUGGGGAACGAGCAGAGGUGAGCGACCUCAGUACCUCCUUCCUUGGUGUACCCACUGAUGACGAUGAGAUAUCCAUCUUUGUCAAAGAUAUUGAUACGCGGAAGCCACUUAACGCUCAACGUCAACCUUCUCCUGCGUCUAUACAUGGCCCACCCGCUGCACCUUCACAUACCAAAUCGGAUUCCAUGGGUUCCGCGGGUCCGAUGUUGACACGAGAAGAAGAAGUUGACGAACGUUUACGCCAUAUGAACGAGACAUUCCUUGCGAGCUUGGAGGGACUUGGUGGUGGCCGGAGAAGAGGGAGUAUGGGUGGAGAUUCAGCGGGCGGAAGCCCUAUUUCAAGUGCCAGUGGACGUGGUGAAGGAGAGAACAGAGGUGUGCGACCCGCGGAGAUCUGGCGGGAAAUUUCAAGACCGAGACUUGGCGACUUACGCAGCAUGAGCGCCGACGACGUCGCUUCGAGUGGCGGGUCUGCAGAAGUGAUGGGGAAGUUGGAGCUCGAUGAGGAGCCUCAGGCACAAGGACAAGGUCCCCGUUGA
Messenger RNA from Suillus bovinus, 2055 nucleotides. RefSeq names its product autophagy-related protein 13-domain-containing protein. Gene Ontology annotation, cellular component: cytosol; phagophore assembly site; Atg1/ULK1 kinase complex. Gene Ontology annotation, biological process: piecemeal microautophagy of the nucleus; protein localization to phagophore assembly site; autophagosome assembly. The record is from RefSeq and is a predicted model, not a curated record. The transcript is spliced from 5 exons. The coding region runs from base 1 to 2055 and encodes 684 amino acids. NCBI's taxonomy places the organism in Eukaryota, Fungi, Basidiomycota, Agaricomycetes, Boletales, Suillaceae.